UAUAAUUAUUCAAACAAAGUAUGAUUGGAAUAAGUGUAUAAAAAUAUUAAAUAUCUCAAUACAUUUCAAAAGUAUAUAGAUUACACUUUAUUUAUAAUACAUGAGCCUACAACAUGAAAAAAAUUGUUACUUUCCAACCUCCUCAUCAACUCUCAAACAACUCCCAACAGCCGCCUCAUCUUCUUUUAGUAAUUCGUGCAACAAAAGAGUUGUUGGUACACUUCCCCUAUUGAAAUGACCAACUAGAACUUGUCUUACAUCAGCUGAUAAUCUCGCAAUAUCAGCCGUGCGUGUUAGCAAUUGCAAAUACUUGUUCUGCUGCCUGCAGUGAUGCCGUAGAGCAAUAGCUAGUUUCAUUCUAUAUUCUCCGACUCCUUCAGCAUUGGAUAGACUUUUCGUAGCUGCUGUUACAUCCGGAGAAAGUAAUGUAAGUGUUUUCAGGGCACACAAUUCCAUUUUAUCAACAUUUAAUUUUUUCAACUGAUCUCUUAGUACUAGCAGCCGUUGAACUAAAGUAUUGACACCCAUAUCAACGGCUUGUUUUGUCAAUAGACACUUUUUAUGACCAACAUAUAACUGACGGUUUGGAGAUUGUACAUUCCUCCAUGCAGCAUUUAGUAGCAAAAGCUCUAACCAACUAUUUUGUAUAAGGAUCACUUGAUCUUCUGUAGAUAUAUUAGAAAAAUUUGGUAAAUUUCUAGCCCAACGAACAAUUUUGUAUAGACAAUGAUCUGCUAUAUGCAUUAUUGAUUGAAGAGGUUCGUUAUCACUGGCUUGCAAUAAAUUCCUACAGCACUCUUCCUCUUCUUCAGGAAUAAGAGUAGUAUCAUGUUCCAAUAAUUGCUCUAAUAGUCUUCUAUGUUCUGCUCCUUCGGACAGUCGUGAUAAAUGAUACGAAGACGGUCUAGCUGACACUGUACGGGAUGUUGAAACAGAUCGGUGAGCUCCGUCAUAAGAUGAGCGUCCCCCCCGACUCCUAUCUGAUCUUAUUGCUUCGAUUUUCAUGCCUGGGGAAAAUUUCAAUAUUUGUUAUAAGCAAUAAUCAUCUUCCUAUAACUCUAUAGUUAUAUCUGAUAUAAUAUUUUUCAUUGAGACAACAGAAAGGAUAAGAAAGAAAAAAAAUUUACCAGCUAUUAAACAUUUUUUGAACCUACAAGCAGGACACUUCUUUCGAUUACUUAAUUCUAUAUGGCAGUCAUUUGUACGAUGACAGGAAUAACUUCUUCCGUUUUGAACAGUUCUUUUGAAGAAGCCUUUGCAUGAUUCACAACUGUGUAUACCAUAGUGAUAACCAGAGACUUUAUCGGAACAAAUAGGGCAUAAUUCUGACGGUGUUCUAACAACUUCAUCAUCUUCAUAGGAAAGAGAGACUUCCUGUUUUUUUAAAAAAAAAAUAAUUCACGUGUCAAAAAUGAAAGUGACAAGAUGUGCUAAUGUUCGUUAUUAAAGAAAUCUGUUAAAAGUGAUGAACAAAAAUUAUUAUGGUCAUUUUUAUAUAUUUUCAGAGGACUUGUGAGAGAUCUAUCUACAUAGUAGGAUUAUUCAAAUUCUAAUAAGACACUAUAAACAAAAAAUAAUUAUUAACCUGAGAUGGAAGAGGUACUUCGUGUUGUGUUAUAUACUUUUUAUUAUCAGCUUCAAUAAUCAUAACAUGUUUUACUGGAGUCUUUGCCUCUUCUUCAUUCCUUGAACUUUCGAAUUCGGAUGACGUUAAAGUGUGAUUAAUGGCUUGAAGUAAAACAGGGGAAAUCCCGAUUUCGUUUUGCAUUUUAAAAUAUUAUGCUCGAAAUCGGUGAAUUAUUGAAGAAAUCCAGUAUUUCCUUAAGAAAAUAGUGUUGUUGGUCUGUUUUCAAUAUGGCGUCGCGUCCCUGACCUCAAAACGUAAUGUGGUGCGGGAAUCCUACAUAAAGUCUGUAGUCGGGCGCCCCGUCACAAAUAAAUUGUAAGCAAACAAAAAAUAGAAGCAGAAUAAAAACAUUCCAAAAAAUACACCUGUACUAAGAAAUCGAUACACAAUCAUUAUUAACAAAUAAUAACAUAUUUCCAAGUACAUUUCAAAUAGCUUACAAAGAAAUGCUUUUCUAAGUAAAUAAUAAUGUUAAAAGAACCCAAAAAAAAAAGUUAAUCCAUAAUAAAUUUAACGUAAACAACAUGUAUCGUAAUAGCUAUUGUGUUUUUUAAUGUAUGUAUGUUUUUAAAAAAAUACCUAUCUCUCUCUUUGUAGUCCAUUUUAUAAAUAAAUCAUUUAGAAAAGUGUAAUAAGUACGUAAGGUCGUUGACUUUUUAUAAGAUUAAUACUGUUUAUUAAAAUAUUAGUAUUUUUUAGAGUACAGAGACCCUGGUAGACCUUGAAAAUGUAAAAUAUAUUUUUUUGUUUAAUAAAAAACGUUACAUAUGGCACUUCAGGAUCAUUCGAUAAUUAGAUUAAUGACCCAGUUACCUCAUAUUGUUGUUUAUCAUGAUCAUAGUAAAAUUUUACCCCAUCAGGAAUCAUUUCACGGGGUUUUACUAUUUGCUGAUGUGUCUGGCUUUACUGCGUUGACUGAACGUUAUAGUGUAAAAUUAAAGAGUGGAACGGAAGAGUUAACAAAAACACUUAAUCGCUUCUUCGGCUAUCUUGUCCAAUUGAUAAUUGAUCAUGAUGGUGAUGUUUUAAAAUAUGCUGGAGAUGCUCUCCUAGCUGUUUGGAAGUCGAAUAGUUUUAAGUCUCUUGGAAAGUCUAUUAUACAAGCGGUAAGAUGUUCCCUGAAAAUACAAAAUUCCUAUUCCGAAUGGGUAACUGAUGUUGGUGUAAAGUUCAAAGUUAAAAUUGGUCUUGCUUCGGGAGAAGUGAGCCUAAUUUUCGUUGGUAAUAACCAAUUUAGACACUAUGUGGCAGUUGGUGAAGCAGUAAAUCUAGUUACAAGGGCUGAAACUUUUUGCGAAUCUGGAGAUGUCGUUUUAUCGCAAUCUCUUUUCAAGUUUCUAGAGGGAUUAAACUCCCUUGAGGUGUCUUUCAUUCCGAAUAAUAUCAACUUUGCAAAGAUAGUUGAUUGUGGUGAUUAUCAACUUGACAGGGAAUUAAAAGCUUUAAAAUACUCCUAUACGUAUAGCAGGACAACAACCGCUACUACUGUAAAAAAGAAACGUAAUUGCUUAAAACAAUCAAACAGUAAAAAUCUAAACAACAGUACAAAUACUUUAUUAAAAUACGAAGAAAAAAGUUAUAUUAUCAAUCAAAAUUCACUUAAUAAGGCAAAGUUCGACGUGCAAACUUGUUUGUUAUCAAAACCGGACAGAGUUAGAAUAGAAGUUGCCGACAAUGAAUUAAUAAAUGGUAAAGAUCUAGAGGAGAAAUGGAGAUGUUUAUCUUUAACAGUAUCCAUUGGUGUUACAACGGGAUCAACGUUCUGCGGUGUUGUAGGUCAUUUACAUAGACAAGAAUAUACUGUAAUGGGCCGAAAGGUUAACAUGGCUGCUAGGCUUAUGGUUCAAUAUCCUGGAAAAGUAUGUUGCGAUUCAGAAACCUUUCAUUAUUCUAAAUUACCCAUUCUUCAUUUUUCUAUUCUUAAAGUUGGCAAAAGAACUGAAAGGCAUAUUAAACGUCGUGAAAAAGAGCUUAGCUUCUUAUUAGCCGAAGUAGAAUACUUGAAUAAGAUGGGAAACGCUAGAGAAAAUAUUAUUGUUGUUGAGGGGGAUUUGGGAUAUGGAAAAACCUCUCUUCUUCACACUUUUAUAGAAAAGGUGAUCUCUUUGUGGGAUACCAAGACAACGAUAAUUACGUACUUUAACGAAUACAAUGAUAAAGGAAAAUUAAAUUCUCUGGAAAGUAUUUUAACUCAACUUUUAGGUAUUAAAUUAGAUUCUGAUAGAAAGAUAAAAGAAGAUAAAUUAAGACAGCUGAAGGAAAGAGAUAAUCUUGAAUGUAUUUGUUUAUUAAAUGAUUAUUUAAAUACGAAAAUACUUCAAUCUGAAAAACUACUUUUAAAAUCAUCAAAGGAAAGAGAGAGCGUACUCUAUCAAUUAAUAUUACUUUUAGUUGAAAAGCUAGUUAACGAAGAUACAUUUUUGUUACAUAUAAUUGAUGAUGCUAAUGGAUUAGAUAGAGAAUUUUGGAAAGUUAUUAACAUAUUUAAAUUAGCUAAAAGAUGCUUAACGAUCUUAUUUAUGAAAACAUCUUCAGAAAUGUGUGAUGAAGCAAUAGAAUUAUUACAAAGCAAUGGAAUUAAGAAGAUUACAUUAAAGCCACUAUCUAGUGAACAUAUUGUACAGCUUUCUAAAGUUUUAUUGAGCUGUGAUGCUUUGUCGGAAAAAUUUGAAAAACAUAUUGUGAAAAAAUCAAACGGAAUACCUAAAUGGAUCGAACAGAUUUUAGAAUCUGAAAACAUUAAUACCGAAGAGGAAAAACCUAAACAAGACAAUAAAAGAAUUUGCAUAAUAAUAAACGAACACUUGUUGGGACAAAUACCCGAAUCCAUUCAAGUUCAUGUACAAGCGCAAUUGGACAGGUUGAAUCAGGCGGAAGAAAUUUUUAUAAAGUACGCAGCUGUUUGUGGAAGAACCUUUGAAAGAUUUCUUCUUCAAACCAUAGCCGAAAAAUUUCUUUCUGAUUAUACAGCGAAAUUUCAAAGAAUCAUUCAAAAUCUAACAGAAAAUGAAUUCUUUUGUUGUGCUAAUUUUCCGGAAGAAGCAUCUUUUAAUCCGAAACUUUGCUAUUGUUACCCGGAAAGAGGUCCUUUAAAAUCUACUUCUACGUGUCCUUGCUUAACCAUAAAGUUUAAAUCUGAUAUUGUUCAGCAAGCCGCCUAUGAAAUGGUUUUAGAAAGUCUGAGACGAAAAAUUCAUAAAGAAAUUGUGUUUUAUUUCGAGAAAUCAGAUAAAAAAUGCCCAGCAUGCGAUAAAAGUUCAAGAUUUUCUUAUGAAAAGGAUUCUUACAUAACGACUCCACUAGCAAACAACAAACUAUCAGUAUUAACCUCAGAUGAAGAAGCUCAAAAUCAGAUGAAUGAUACGAAAGAUAGAUUGAGCUUAUUAAGAAAUAGCUAUUCAGGGAAAUGUCAGUGUGUUGAUAUUGUGAGAAGAACUUGCGAAAAAUUAGCAUAUCAUUCGAAAAGAGCAAAACUUAUCGAAAGAGCUUUAUAUUAUUCUCUACAAACAGCCAAAUUACUAAUUAAUAUACAUCACGAUAAACUAGAUUACCAUCUUAGAAACGUUAAAAGAAUGGUUAAAAGUUUAAGCAACGAAAGGACCGCAUUUUCCACAAAGUGGGACGGAGAAUUAAAAAAUGUCAAUUUAAAUGGAAUCAAAGCAAAUGUAGAGUAUAUUCUAGGUGAAACGAAAUAUUCAGAAGGACGAUGGUCAGAUGCAGCAAUUUAUGCUGAAAGGGCUCUUCAACUUUUAGGGGAAAAUAUAACAAAUAGAAGAUUUUAUAGUUGGAUUGUUUGCAUCGUUGAAGUAGUUAAACAAUUUAUUCAUACAAAGAAGCCGUCAACCUACUUUUCAAGUUCACCUAAUAAAAUUUUGAUUGUUCGCUGCCUGUCGUUACUUUUAUAUUCAAGAAAAUUUAUUCAUAAAGGUCAUUUAAUGAUUGGUGACGUUCUUAAGUUGGUUAACAUGGCAGAAACAACUGGAAAUGCAUACGAGUUGGCAAAAGCCUAUACACUCUUUGCAUCCGUACUUGAGUCGUAUAAUUUAAAAAAUUUGUCAUUAAAUUAUGAACAUAGAGCUAGUCUACUAAUAUCCGAUCCAAAUUUAACAAAGUCUGGCGUUGCUCAAGUUUGCUGUUCAAUUUUAAAUUCAGAAUUAAAGAGAGGAUCAUUAGAAUCGGCUCAGGAUGCCGGGUUCCUGUCGCAUAGAUUAUCAACAGAUUUACGAGAUAAUUUUCUGUAUUUAGCAACUUUACCUAACCUAAUGACCAGUCUAUUAAUGGCAAAAUGCUUUGGAAAAAUUUCUGAAAUAUUAGCUGAGUUUAAUGAUAUCUCAUUAGACUUAUCAAUUUGUAUGAAAUGGGAAUUAGUAACAUUUGCAGGCAUAUUAAAUGAAAAUAUUGAAAAUUUAACAAGAAUAACAAAUGAUCUAUUAGAUAGACGAAAUGGAGAAUUAUCAUUUUAUCUUGCAUCAGCUAAUGCUCUUUAG
Messenger RNA from Dimorphilus gyrociliatus, 6114 nucleotides. NCBI's taxonomy places the organism in Eukaryota, Metazoa, Annelida, Polychaeta, Dinophilidae. The record is from the annotation of a GenBank genome assembly.